Anarrhichthys ocellatus (wolf-eel) is the source of this 3452-nucleotide messenger RNA. Its product is annotated as signal transducer and activator of transcription 5B-like. The transcript has 9 exons. Gene Ontology annotation, biological process: regulation of DNA-templated transcription; signal transduction. Bases 209 to 1315 code for a protein of 368 amino acids. The record is from RefSeq and is a predicted model, not a curated record. Lineage: Eukaryota; Metazoa; Chordata; Actinopteri; Perciformes; Anarhichadidae. Gene Ontology annotation, molecular function: DNA binding; DNA-binding transcription factor activity.
CAUGCGUGCGUGCGUGCGUGCGUGCGUGUGCGCGCGCGCAUCUAAAGCCUGAUAUAUCUUAUUCCUCUCAGCUCGUCAAACUAGUAAAUUGGAGCCUCUUCAGCGGCGUCUGCCGGAUGCCCAGCUAUUGUCCAGAGAACAUGCAGCAUGCACUACAUUGGCUGUGUUAAUUGUUAUGAAGGAAUGUGUCUAAUCUCCUCAUGUCUUCAUGCAGUCACUAAAGCGGAUCAAGCGGUCGGACCGUCGAGGUGCAGAGUCGGUGACGGAGGAGAAGUUCACAGUUCUGUUUGAAUCCCAGUUCAGCGUCGGGGGCAACGAGCUGGUCUUCCAUGUCAAAACCUUAUCGCUGCCUGUGGUAGUGAUCGUCCACGGCAGUCAGGACAACAACGCCACAGCCACUGUCCUGUGGGACAACGCCUUUGCUGAGCCGGGCAGGGUGCCGUUCACCGUGCCAGACAAGGUGCUGUGGCCCCAGCUGUGCGACACCCUUGAUAUGAAGUACAAGGCAGAGAUGCACAGCGGGCGUGGCCUGUCGGAGGACAACAUGGUCUUCCUGGCACAGAAAGCUUUCACAAGCAGCAGCAACAACCCCGAGGACUCCCGCAGCAUGACCAUAUCCUGGGCCCAGUUCAACCGGGAGAGCUUACCGGGACGAAACUUCACCUUCUGGCAGUGGUUUGAUGGAGUUGUGGAGCUCAUGAAGAAACAUCUCAAGCCUCACUGGAAUGAUGGGGCCAUCCUGGGCUUCGUUAACAAGCAGCAAGCACAGGACAUGCUGCUGUCCAAACCCAACGGCACCUUCCUGCUGAGAUUCAGCGACUCUGAGAUCGGAGGCAUCACCAUCGCCUGGGUGGCCGAGAACCCCAACAAAGCAGGUGAACGGCUGGUCUGGAAUCUGUUGCCUUAUACAACCAAGGACUUCUCCAUUCGUUCCCUGGCGGACCGCAUCAGUGACCUGAACCACCUUCUGUUUCUCUACCCUGACCGGCCAAAAGACGAGGUCUUCGCCAAGUACUACACCCCCCCGCUCUCAAAAGCAGUGGACGGAUAUGUAAAACCGCAGAUCAAACAAGUUGUGCCAGAAUUCACCACCCCCAACCCUGAACCCAGAGGAGGAACUCCUACGUUCAUGGACCAAACAGCUUCUCCCUCUGUGAGCCUCCCCAACAACUUUGGUGUCUACCCUUCUAUGAGUGACACCAUUCUGGAUCCAGAUGGAGACUUCGACCUGGAGGACACGAUGGACGUGGCCCGCCAUGUGGAGGAGCUGCUCCGCAGGCCUAUGGCCAACCAGUGGAGCAGUCAGCAGUCCUGAACCUGCCCAACACCUUCAGGUCUCCUCCAUCUUAUCUUAACAUCUUAACAGAAACACCCACAAACUGCAACUUAAAUGCUGAAAAAUGUAAUCUCUUCUCUACUAAUGGAAGUCAUUUUUAUUAGUAUCUAGUAAAUCCAGAAAAUUCUUUAAGUCUUAACGUAAGACUAUGUAGCUUUUGUUAGCCUCUGUGGUAUUCAGAGGAUGAUGGCAAGUUCAAUGUGCCUUCAUUUCCCAAGAUUCUCUGGAGUCGGUCGUCUUAAAGACGUCCUCAUUAGAGGAGCUGUGUGUGGUACAGUGGAGCUGUUGCUCUGUCAUUAGCUUAGCGGUGACUUCAACCUUAAGACAGGACUAAACCUGUGUUGUUGUUUGGUCUAAACCCAGCUGCUGUGUCCUAUGGAGGCUUAACUUAGACCUGCUGUAGGCCAGGUUUAACGUAAAUUUACCUUAAAGGUAUCCUGUGCAGUUUUUGACCACCAGUAGCACUCAUGUUUUAAUGAAUGGGUCCCCAUUAAGGGCAACACAAUGCAAAGAUCUGUUAAUGUUGUAGCGCUUUCAAACUGAUCUUAGAAACGCACUAAUGCGCCGGCUAAGGCAUGCCAGCAACUAAACAUGGAUGUAAACAAUGCAGGUUUGUAAAACAUCUGCACGUUUUAUGAGGAAAUUCAUUCAACACAUUAGUUGGGUCUCAAGUAUGCACACACCAAUUUCUUUAAUUCCCCUUUUCUGAGAAUAAUGAGCAUCCAGCAGUGUUCUGCUGAGUUUCUUAAUCAUCCUCGUAUCGACACAGCAGUCGGGUUCAGCUGAGCACAAAGCUGUGUUUUAAACACUCUGCAAGUUCUGGUUCAGCUGAACCCGUGCUAACAGCUAAGCUAGUCAGAGGCUCGGUGACGCAGCAGCUUUGAGUAAAACCACCAGGAUGUUUUCUGUAGCAUGCUAAUACAUAGCAUACAUUAGCUACAAGUCACACUAGACCAGACAAACUAUUGUGUGUUGAGCUGAACAAGGCUGAAUGUAUCCCACAUGAACUCAACCUCUCGUAAGAGAAUGAUUUGUUUUAUUCUUUCAGAGGUUACAUAGUCUGGUUUCAAGUACUGAAAAUGGAAUUCUAAAUCUGCUACCGCUAUUGUUUGGUUCUUUUUGUAUAUUUCAUAAUAUUUUAUAUUGCUGCCAUUCUCUGAUGUUCUGGAUCUACAGUGCCUUAAAGCAACAUGUUCCAAUGGUCACAGACAUGGAUAUCUUCUAUAGAUGCCAUCAUUUGGUCUCAUGAAGUCAAUGAGUGCUUAUUGAUUUUCACACUUUCACAAGUCUGAUUUUGUUUUGUUUUUUAUUGUCAGAUAUAAUUUUUAAACCAAAUGUUGGUUUAUUAUGAUCAUUUGAACUGAUACUGUCAUUGUUUUUUACUUUACUAAAUAUCCUAAUAUCCAUUAGAACAUGAAAUGCAUCCUUGUGGUUUACCAGUAAAAUCUAAUUUUACAGUUUGAAAAUAAGUAAAUAUUGUCACAUAAAAUCUGGGGGUGGCAACGAUGGACAAACCAGCAAGAGUGCGCUAGAUUUAAACUGAGAGCCAGCCCAGUGUUGCCAACUGUUUCCCAAUGAAAGCAGCUAGCAGCACUGGCUGUAAAGUCACUAAAUCUCUCAAGUCAUCAACACUGACAGCCGUCCCUUCAGGCCAUAAUGAUCAUUAUGAACGUAAACGAGGAACACGGCUACUGUUGGUGCUCACAGCUGGUAAGCUAAGAGCAAUGAGUGAACGCAGGUAGACAGACAGACAGACAGCAACCCAGCCAAUCAUUACAUUCGGGACGAAUAAAGAAGUUCAGAACUAUCCCAUACAUAUUAAUAAACAUUAAUGCAUCGUAGAGUUUAUCCAUUUGUUUAUGAAACUGCUCACUCAUUGUAACAAUCUGUUGUCUACUUAUUCCACCUCCAUCAGGAUGAGUUGUUGGCCUCGCGUCAGUGCAGUUGUCCUUUUGAAGUGUGUUUUAGAGCCAUGUUUCUGAACCCAGUAGUGGUGUUUAAAGGACUGCACUCUCUCCGUGAGUUAUUAAUCAUGAUGUAACCCAAUGAGUUGAAGUGGCCGCCAUGUUGUUUCAAUCCACUAAUGCACUGAAUUAGCUGCCUGACACAUUUCUGU